CUUCGCCGUCGAGAAAUCUCCACCGGUUGAUAAUAACGAAGGAGGAAGAGAAUCGUGUGUAAGUCUAGAGCAAUUGCUUCCAUCAAGAACAACUCCACGGAUACUAUCGACGCCACUGCCAACCGCAUCAUGUCCGUCGAGAAUCGAUCUACUCGUGAGGCUUCCGCCGCUGCCGAUUGACCUUCUUCCCGUCGUCAUUGAAACCACGCCAGUCGUUGGUCGUCAUAUCGUCGUUGGAACCCAGACCCGCCGUUAGUCGUCGUGUCAUGAUGGAUUGUCUAUUCUCGUUGCCGACUAGUCAUCGCCUCAUCGGUAACGUCCCCCAGCCACUGUCGACCACCUCCAGUCCGCCGCUCCCGUUGUUCAACAACCCUCCGUUGAUUUUGUUUUACCAGGUGCACUAUGUCACAAGUGUCGAAGAUCUUGAAGAUCUAUAUUGUGAUUCAUGAUCACUGAG
This is a messenger RNA of Linum tenue, 457 nucleotides long. The record is from the annotation of a GenBank genome assembly. NCBI's taxonomy places the organism in Eukaryota, Viridiplantae, Streptophyta, Magnoliopsida, Malpighiales, Linaceae.